GGUGGGACGUGGUAUGGCGAGUACUUUAAGGCGCAUCACGUGAGCGUGUCUGCGAACACGGUGCUCAGUAUCCACCCUGUCGCUCCCUGCGAGACAUGCCGUUCUCAUGUUCACUAUGAGGAGGUGACUCGAUCAGGAGACGCGCUCUGCAUGCAGCUGAAGCUUUUAUGUGGAACAGCUGGAUCUGUUUUUUGAAAUUUUGUUUUAAAAUUAGGAAGUUGGAGCCGUUGCGAGGGGGACAGGGUUAAAACUGCGAGUUUGGCAGGUGUGGAUGAGGACAGCUGUGGUAAAUCCACUGAAGAGAAAGCACAUCUGAGGUGAGGCACGUCAUGAAAAUGGACAACACGGCCUCAGGAAGCUGGACAUUGGAAAACAAUCCGACAUCCUCAGCUGGAAAGAAUUCCUGCCACCCCAAUCUGAAGAUGUUUCUAGCAGCCUUGUCCUUUGCCUACUUUGCCAAAGCUUUAUCUGGCAGCUACAUGAAGAGCACAAUAACACAACUGGAGAGGCGGUUCGAGAUUCCCAGUUAUCUGAUCGGCAUCAUAGAUGGGAGCUUUGAAAUAGGUAACCUGCUGGUGAUUGCCUUUGUGAGCUACUUUGGUGCUAAACUCCACCGACCCAAGAUCAUCGCGAUUGGAUGUGUCCUGAUGUCAUUUGGGACCUUCUUGAUUGCCAUGCCACACUUCAUUAUUGGACGCUAUAAGAUCGAAACAUCUGUUAGAUCUUCAGUGAAUUCAACCAAUAACCUCUCUCCAUGUCCAGCAAGCUCACCUGAGUCAGCCAGGGCAGGUGAUAGGCCCUCUAUACUGCCUUCUAGAGGCUGUGAACGAGAGUCCAGCGUUUCUAUGUGGAUCUAUGUGUUUCUGGGAAACAUCCUGCGUGGGAUUGGAGAGACUCCUGUGCAGCCUUUAGGGAUCUCCUACAUUGACGAUUAUGCACAAUCUGAGAACGCUGCCCUUUAUAUCGGAUGUGUCCAGACCAUUUCCAUCAUUGGUCCUGUCUUUGGUUACCUGCUGGGGUCGCUGUGUGCAAAGAUCUACGUGGACAUUGGCUAUGUGGAUAUGGAAACGGUGACUAUAACCCCUGGUGACGCCCGCUGGGUGGGGGCGUGGUGGCUGGGCUACUUGAUCGCUGGUACCAUCACCCUCAUGUCUGCUAUUCCUUUCUGGUUCCUCCCUAAAUCUCUGCCCAUGCCUGUAGAGAAACAUGACACCAGCUGCACUCCAGAGCAAACCAGGUUCAUCAAAGAUUCUCCAAGCAUGGAGCACAAAUUUAGACCCGAGGAGCCGGCUAAUUUACAUCAGAUGGCCAAAGACUUUGUGCCCACACUGAAGUGUCUCCUUGGAAACCCCGUUUACAUCAUCUAUUUAUGUGUGACCAUCAUCCAGUUCAACUCUCUCAUCGGUAUGGUCACCUACAAACCCAAAUACAUCGAGCAGCACUAUGGCCAGUCAGCAUCCAAGGCUAAUUUUCUCAUGGGGAUGAUAAACAUCCCUGCGGUGGCCCUUGGGAUGUUCUCUGGAGGAGUUGUCAUGAAGAAGUAUAAGCUUGGCAUCAUGGAAGCAGCCAAAUUUGCAUUUGGGACCUCCUUACUGGGCUACUUCUUUUCACUUUUCUUCUUAGCUAUGGGCUGUGAGAACUCCAAGGUGGCGGGCAUCACAGUUUCAUACACUGGAUUGGAAGGCCUGUCUUAUCAGGAGCAGUCUCUCCUCUCCAACUGUAACUCAGGAUGCUUGUGCUCAAAGAGAGAAUGGGAUCCAGUGUGCGGAGAGAAUGGGAUCACGUACAUGUCUCCUUGUUGGGCCGGAUGCACCUCGUCCAUUGGAUCUGGCAGAAACACGGUUUUUAAUAAUUGCACUUGUAUAUCGCUGGCUGAAAACCCUACCGGCAACCUGACAGCCACUCUGGGCCAGUGUCCACGCAGAGACAGCUGUGACAAAAUAUUUCCAUACUUCCUGGCUCUGUCUGUGGUCAGCUCCUUCAUCAUCUCUCUGGGGGGAACACCUGGCUUUGUUCUGCUAGUCAGGUGUAUUAAGCCGGAGCUAAAAUCCCUUGCUCUUGGAAUUCACACCUUAGCUACUCGCACCCUUGCUGGAAUUCCUGCCCCAAUAUAUUUUGGAGCAAUAAUUGACAAAACGUGCCUCAAGUGGGGAUACAAAAUGUGUGCAGGAAGAGGAGCGUGCAGAAUAUACAACACCUCAUCCUACAGGAUCGUAUACCUGGGCCUGACGCUUGGCUUGAGGACGGUCUCUUUCUUCCUCUGUAUCCCUGGCUUUGCUCUUCUCAAAAGACACAUCAGGAGAGAGGAGAAAAACGCCCUGACCAAUGGGAGCUCAGAGUUAGAGACACUACAGAAGGAAGACAACAGCUUCACGCACUGUGAGCACUUCAUACCCGCGUCAGACCGCAAUCCUGACAGAGAGACACGUUUAUGAGCCUCAGCACAAUCUGGUCUCUUACGGCCAAGCUCCAUAGAGCACAUCGCAUGUACAGAGAAUCACUGUGGACACUUUUCGUAGCACACAAAGUAAAUAUUUGUACAGGAUUUGUGGAGACAUAUGUUUUUUUUUAAUUUCUGGAAUGUAUACAUUCAUAUUGUUGUGUUUUUUUCAUUAAUUGCAACCUUUUGUAGAAAAUGAAAAAAAUUAAUU
Molecule: messenger RNA, 2651 nt
Organism: Cheilinus undulatus (humphead wrasse)
Lineage: Eukaryota; Metazoa; Chordata; Actinopteri; Labriformes; Labridae
Product: solute carrier organic anion transporter family member 1C1-like
Exons: 15
Coding region: 330-2435 (701 amino acids)
Biological process (GO): transmembrane transport; sodium-independent organic anion transport
Cellular component (GO): membrane
Molecular function (GO): protein binding
Source: RefSeq, a predicted model, not a curated record